UCCUGGCGGGUUCUCUGCAGACAUCAGACUCAGCUUUCCGCGACAGGUGCACCAUGGACAGGAAGGAGAUGUUACUGGAGCUCACAGGCGGCCUGGACCUCUUCUCUGCUUUUCUUCCACCUCUGUUCUCUCCCUGUGAGACAGAUGCCCCACUUCUCCCUUCUUUCUCUGUUACAUCAAAGGUUCCAGGCCUCACGUCCCUACGUUACAAGACGGAGCUCUGUACAAGAUAUGCAGAAAGUGGGUUCUGUGCCUAUAAAAGCCGCUGCCAAUUUGCCCAUGGUUUGAGUGAACUAAGACCUCUUCUCCAGCACCCUAAAUACAAGACAGAGCUAUGCCGAUCCUUUCACGUCCUUGGGACCUGCAAUUAUGGCUUGCGUUGCCUUUUUAUUCACAACCUUCAGGAACGGAGGGAACCUCUUGUCUCCCCAACUGUCAGUCGUUUGCCACAACGUCGUCAUGUAGCUCCAUACAACAAGCAGCGCUGCCGCCUCUGGCGCUCACCUACUGGCUGCCCUUAUGGGGCUCGUUGCCACUUUCAGCACCCAAAGGGUGUCCAGGAGGCAUGCCGUCACUAUGCUGCUCUAGGUGACUGCCCCUAUGGAUCUCGCUGUUACUUCUCACACAACCAGCCUCCAGACCGUUGGGGCACCGGAGGCAAGAAAGGGAGUGACUGUCUAUCGCAUUCAGAUGCAGAUAGUGAACCUGGAACACCAUUGUUCUCAGACUCCUCUGCUAACAAUGCAUUUACAUUCUCAAGUCUCCUUCUGCCGCUUGCUCUACGUCUACAGAUACUAGGGGAGGAGGAAGACUUUAGUGGCCUUGGUGACCCAGUCCUCACAGAGGAUGAAAACUCACAAGGAACAGUGUCUGACUGAGCAGUUAACUCCUGCACAUUUCUUAUACAUGUCUAUGAAUUUUAAAUUUUACGAUGUUGAACCCUGAUUUUUGGAAGUUCUAAGGGUUUGAUAUAAAGCUCUUAACCUAAGCUCUUUAGCAGAAAGAAGCUAAAUUAUCUUUUUAACUACUGCCGAUAAGGCUCUUAUGUAAAUAAUUGUUUUAACUUAUUUCUUGUCUAACUGCAGACGUGUCUAAUAUUAGUGAUGUAGUUUGAUGGGAUUGUUUCAUAGAACAAGAUGUUUUUAUGU
Messenger RNA from Pelobates fuscus (common spadefoot toad), 1148 nucleotides. Its product is annotated as mRNA decay activator protein ZFP36L2-like. Gene Ontology annotation, molecular function: metal ion binding; mRNA binding. The coding region runs from base 54 to 878 and encodes 274 amino acids. NCBI's taxonomy places the organism in Eukaryota, Metazoa, Chordata, Amphibia, Anura, Pelobatidae. The transcript is spliced from 2 exons. The record is from RefSeq and is a predicted model, not a curated record.